Hypanus sabinus (Atlantic stingray) is the source of this 2430-nucleotide messenger RNA. It is a transcript of the gene fuca2, whose product is annotated as alpha-L-fucosidase 2. The coding region runs from base 135 to 1535 and encodes 466 amino acids. The record is from RefSeq and is a predicted model, not a curated record. Lineage: Eukaryota; Metazoa; Chordata; Chondrichthyes; Myliobatiformes; Dasyatidae. Gene Ontology annotation, biological process: glycoside catabolic process; fucose metabolic process. Gene Ontology annotation, molecular function: alpha-L-fucosidase activity. Gene Ontology annotation, cellular component: lysosome. The transcript is spliced from 8 exons.
GGAUUCAAUGGGGGUUUGCACCGAUUUGAAAUCAGCCCGUGGUUAACAGGGCGGGCUUUAGGACCCAGCGUUGCACAGCCCCCUCUGCACACUUCCCUGUCGUUCCGGCUCCGCAGGCUGCCCGGACUCCUGCGAUGGUGGCUGCGGCUCGGCUGCGCUGGGCAUUCGGCUGCCCAGGCCUGGCCCUGGCCUGGGCCCUGCUGUCGAUCGGCCCGGGCUGUAGGUCAGCGCCACCCCCGAGCUGGGACACCAUCGAUUCGCGGCCCCUGCCGCCCUGGUACGACCGGGCGAAGUUCGGCAUCUUCAUCCACUGGGGAGUCUUCUCGGUGCCCAGCUUCGGCAGUGAGUGGUUCUGGUUCUACUGGCAGAAGCAGAGGCUGAAACAGUAUGUGGAGUUCAUGGAGAGGAACUACCCUCCUGGAUUUACCUACCCAGAGUUUGCCCCGAUGUUCUCCGCCACCUUCUUUGAUGCAGAGGUUUGGGCUGAUCUCCUGGCCUCCUCGGGAGCCCGAUACGUCGUCCUGACCUCAAAGCACCAUGAAGGUUUUACACUCUGGGGGUCGAAGUACUCGUGGAACUGGAACGCAGCUGACGUGGGUCCUCACCGUGACCUUGUCGGAGAGCUGGCACAAGCUGUCCGUAAUAGGACCAGCUUGAGGUUUGGCCUCUAUCACUCCCUCUUCGAAUGGUUCAACCCCGACUUCCUGGAAGAUGCUGCCAGCAUCUUCCGGACCAAAACGUUCCCCGCCACCAAGACCCUGCCGGAGCUGUACGAGAUCGUGAACAAGUAUCGCCCAGAGAUUCUCUGGUCUGACGGGGACGGUGGAGCUCCCGAUACCUACUGGAACAGCACUGGCUUCCUGUACUGGCUCUACACCCAGAGUCCUGUGCGAGAGACGGUGGUAACCAACGACCGAUGGGGCGCGGGUACCAUUUGCAAGCACGGCGGAUUCUACACCUGUGCAGAUCGGUACAGCCCAGGGCACCUCCUCACCCACAAGUGGGAGAACUGCAUGACCAUCGACUCCAAGUCCUGGGGAUACAGGCGAGAGGCCCAGCUCCGGGACUACCUCUCGAUCGAGCAACUGGUGAAGACGCUGGUUGAGACGGUGUCCUGCGGAGGGAAUCUCCUGAUGAACAUCGGACCCACUCAUGACGGUCGGAUCGUGCCCAUCUUCGAGGAGAGGCUGAGGCAGAUGGGGCAGUGGCUGCAAGUCAACGGGGAGGCAAUCUACAACACCAAGCCCUGGAGGAAGCAGAACGACACGGUCACACCUGGCGUGUGGUAUACAUCGUCACCGGGGAAACAGGUGGUUUACGCAAUAUUUCUGACCUGGCCCAAAAUGGGACGGCUGCACCUCAGUGACCCUCGUCCUGCCGCGGGGAGAACCAAGGUAAACCUUGUCGGAUACCCAGAGCCUCUGCAGUGGAUGAUGUCUGGGGAGCAGGAGCUGAUAGUGUUACUGCCGACUCUUCUCCCGCACCAGCUGCCCUGUCAGUGGGCUUGGAGCUUGAAGCUCACCAGCGUGUCGUGAUGAUGGAGAGCGGCCGUGCGGAGCAAAAAGCCCUGAGGGUUUCUGGAAGACUCCUCAGCACACUUUUGCCUUUUUUAUAUGACAAAGUUCAAAGUAAAUUGAUUACCCUGAACAAUAAAGAUUUUGCUUCCUGAAUACUUUUGGGUGUAUUUAAUGGAUUUUGGGCUGCUGAUCAUGAAAAUCACCAUGAAAUUUCCCUUUCGCUCACUUUUUUUUUGAAAUCACCUUUACUUGUUAUUUCAAUCAUGAUUCAAGUCAGAGUAACUGAUGCAAGAUUAAGGAAGGCAUCUUUGCUGGCCAACAAAUCAAGAAAUUCAUCAAUGACAGGCAAAUCAAAGAACAUCUAGUGGAACCGGAGAAAAUCGCACAGAAGGAUGUUGUUAAUAACUUUCUUGGCAACUGCAGAGCGCCAAGCUACGUGCAGCUGGUUGACAACAUGCUUCAAGCAAACAGACCCACAAAGUGCAUCAAACACGAGGAAAUCUGUGGAUGCUGGAAAUUCAAGCAACACACACAAAAUGCUGGUGGAACACAGCAGGCCAGGCAGCAUCUAUAGGGAGAAGCGCUGUCGACGUUUCGGGCCGAGACCCUUCGUCAGGACUAACUGGAAGGAAAGAUAACUUCUUCCCUGCAAAUCUUGGUGCUGUCAGUUACGAGCACGGUGAAAUGUUUCACCAGGAUGUUUCGGUCAUGGAGAAACGGUAUCAGGGCAAGUGAAAUCCAUCAUUGCUGGCUGAUUAUUGUUGAACACUUAAACAAGAAGCCUCAGACACUGAGUACCAAUGGAAAGCAUUAACAAAAUAUUUUUAGCUGAGUGAACUAUUGCAAAGCAUUAGCACCAUUAUGCAAUUAAGUACUUUAUAUUCAAUAAAAGUUGAUUUAUUGUUUUUCCUAA